Prosopis cineraria is the source of this 1022-nucleotide messenger RNA. Its product is annotated as sec-independent protein translocase protein TATB, chloroplastic. NCBI's taxonomy places the organism in Eukaryota, Viridiplantae, Streptophyta, Magnoliopsida, Fabales, Fabaceae. Gene Ontology annotation, cellular component: membrane. The record is from RefSeq and is a predicted model, not a curated record. Bases 100 to 879 code for a protein of 259 amino acids. Gene Ontology annotation, biological process: protein transport by the Tat complex. The transcript is spliced from 6 exons.
UUUUGUUUUCCUUUGGAACGGGAUAGGACUGUUCGCGAUUUUGCGCCCAUGUAUCAACGAUCAACGGAAAAAUUUCCUGGCUGAAAAAGCUGUCUUCAAAUGAUACACUCUUUGGGAAUGGCUUCAGCAAUUUCUACUUCCACAGUGUCAUGUCCAAUAUCAUCUACGAGCUCAAGGCCAGCGAUUAGUGCAGUUUCGUCUUCAGUUAUUUCACAUUCUAAAACUAUAAAUUUCCAUCUUUAUUCAUGGUUAUCUCCACUGGAUCGACGCCUUUUCUCGCCGUGGAAUGGUCUAAAGCAUCUGGGUAUCUCAAGUGAACCGAAAUCUCUCUGUACAGACCGAAGGACUAAGGGCAAGGUGAUUUAUGCAUCUCUUUUCGGGGUUGGAGCUCCUGAAGCUCUGGUAAUUGGGGUCGUGGCUUUGUUGGUAUUUGGUCCUAAAGGUCUUGCUGAGGUUGCCCGAAAUCUGGGGAAAACAUUGCGAGCAUUUCAACCCACUAUUAGAGAGCUUCAGGAAGUUUCAAAUGAAUUCAAGAGCACACUUGAGCGGGAGAUUGGUCUUGAUGACAUUUCAACUCCAACGCAGAACAUGUACAGAUCCAAUGUACCCAACAAUGUCACUAGCUCAAAUCCAUCAUCCACUGUCGAUGCCAAUAAUUCUCAAGUUGCAGUUGACUCCAAUCCAGAUAGAGCUUACAGCGCUGAGGAGUACCUGAAGAUCACCGAAGAGCAGUUAAGGGCAUCUUCCGCCUUACAACAGGAAGCACAGGCACCCCCUCCUCCAGAAGGAGGCCAAAUUGAAUCUCAAAUCCAGCCUCCUGAUGCAAGGGAAUCAGCCAUUACUGAGCCGCCGCCACAGAAGCUUGAAAGUGAGACAUAGCCGCUCUUGGGUUUCAUAGGCAGUUAAACAAUCUCUUCAUCCGAUGUUCCAAUUAUAAGUAUAGUACCCUGAAUGUGGGUACUAUUUCUGGAUUAUGUAGUGGUUGGGACAAGAAAUGACAAGAGUCACUCAAUUUUGCUUUA